GUUCUAUCGAUGUAACCUAAUGCAAUGCCCGGAACUAAUUGUGUAUUACUGAUCUAGUAACAAAGUAGAUUUCGUCACUUUCUGGGCGUGGAACAUGUCACGAUGGCAAAGACUGUCGGGAUACUUGCUUACCAAACCAACUGGACCGUUCAAGCGUCUCAAGGGCAGUCAACGUCAGUGGUACGAAUUCGACGAGGCUUCUAUGACUAUCCGCGUCUUCCGUACCGAGGAGGAAGCGAACACCGUUAACAAAGAACCACUCAGGGUGAUAAACGUGCUGAACGCCGUCUUCAACAUCGAUCCGUCCGAGUUGAACCAAUUCGUUAUCACUUCGGACGACAAAGAGCAUGUUCUCCAAGCUGAGACGGAAGAAGCUAUGCAUUUGUGGUUGCAUACAUUGAAAUCAAGACGCAAUGAGGCGAUCAACAGCGACCCCACAACACUAUUAUCAUAUGAUACAACUUUAUCGAUGGAACGCAAGAAGCCAGUGAGAAACUCUGUCACAAAAAUUCCUCCAAAUUUGAUGAAGCCGGCAUCAGAAAUCACCUACGACUUGUCAGAGUUUCAAUGUAAUCCACCAUUGAAUACCGCGGUCGACUGGCGUGCUAGGCGGACGUUCUCCAGCACGAGCAGCAGCAAUACAUCACAAGGACAUUCUUACACUCCAACGACCCCUCCAAAAACACAUGUUGAUGCCCAAGAGACGUUCGUUACAAUGAGACAAACAAGCAUACCUGAAGAGCAGCUCUCUGAAUGCAGGCCUUCCAGCAACCAAACAGCGGAUCCAACGAUGGAUCUUGUCAGUGACAACAUCGACGCUUUGAGGUAUCGUCAAGUGGUGGAUGAGGACGAGGAAGACGGUGCACAACCACAAACACUAAUCGUAUCUACAACUUUUCCAGUACCAGACACCCUAAAACAUUUUUGGAAUAUUUCUUCGAAUGGUAGAACCCAAUUGGAUCGACAACAUUUGAAGUCGACCAGCAGCAUUAACAAUCACGUGACAAGCAUCACAGGUGGAAACUCUCCGGUGAACCAAGAAUCUAGGCAACAACCAGAUGAGCCUAAUCAUUUACCAAACGCAAAGGACGACGUCUCUAAAUCACCAAGAAAAGAAGAGGGAUAUGUGGAAGACAGCACGGUGGUAGCAACAAUUGAAUCCACUGGCAAAGAAAUGGAAACCACCCCGAUUUUUCCCUUCGAAACAGAGUUGCCCUUGGUGGACCAUAAAUCAUCUGAUCUGUUCGAUUUCGGUGGAUUUACGACAGUUCAAUCCAUGGAUUCGCUUUUCGGACGUUUGAGUGGAUCGAAUGUGACUCCAAAUACAGUCAGAGUGCUCCGAAAUGAACUGGAAGACUAUCACGAACGUGUGUCAUGGCUUCAGAAAACACUGUCUCUACGUGAAGCUGCACUGGCUGAGUUGGAUCAACGUAUCCGUAUGCAGGAUGACGCAGAUGACAAACCCUACUCGCUGUCAAUACCUCCAGGGGCUUCGAAUACUACCUUGAGGAAUAUGCUUCAUGAAAUGGAACAAAAACAGAGGAUUUUACACAGCCGGAUGCGCUUUCUCGUUGGAGAAAUCCGUGAUCUCAGCGCCGUACGUCAGAUGCUCACGGAUCAUGGAGCUAAACAAGUCAGGUACACGAGAAAAUUGACCACCGAAGUUUUUGAAUGGAAACAAGAGUAUGUAAAAUUGUUGGAGUGCUGCUUGGGGGCGUUUCACUUGGAUGCGACGCACGGUCUCAUGUUCAGUGAUUACGGAAAGAAAAGGUGUAAAGCUAAACUGGCCGCUCUAUUGGAAGAAUCGAGAAGAAAAGACCCUUCGUUACCUUCAUUAAAUAACGGAAUAUGGCGUAUGCUGGUCCGCGGUGAAUUAAAAGCAACCAUUUUGGAAAAAGGUCCUCAUUAUUACAACAGGCUAAUUGCAGAGAUCAGUGAAAGUAAGGUGGCCACAAAAUAUCGCAAACAGAUUUCGCUCGAUUUGCUUCGCACAAUGCCAAAUAACGUGCACUUCGACAGUCUGGAGUCCCCAGGAAUACAGAAAUUGCAAGAGGUUCUUCAGGCAUACAGCAUACAUAAUCCAGAGAUUGGAUACUGUCAGGGGAUGAACUUUUUGGUCGCAGUAGCGUUGCUGGUGCUUCACAAGGAAGAUGCAUUUUGGUGCUUGACAGCUAUUCUGGAAAAGUACUUACCAAGUAAAUAUUUCAACUGCGGCCUAAUAAGCGCUCAGGUCGAUCAAUUGGUGCUGAAAGACCUGCUAGCGAGUAAACUGCCAAAACUUGCCGAACACAUAAACAGAAUGGAGAUUGAUAUCAGUGCCAUAACUCUGAAUUGGUUCCUGGUCCUGUUCUACGACUGCGUGCCAUUUGAGACUCUUAUUCGAAUCUGGGAUGUGUUUUUGCUGGAAGGGCCAAAAUCCUUGUUCCGCUUUGCCUUGGCACUUCUCAAACGAAGUGAAGAAAUCUUGUUGUUGCAGGCAGACACCAUUAGCUUUUGGAAGUGCCUCAAAUCAGUGGCUCGGUUGACAUACGAUGCAGAUAGCUUAAUGAAGACAGCAUAUGAGGAGUUUCAGCCAUUCGUCAGCAGAAGCACAAUUGCUUCGUUACGGAAUCAACACUAUGAAAUUUUGAGCAAAGAGAUGAACGAGAAAAAGAGCGUUUGGCAAAGUGUGCAUAAAGAAGUGGCUGAAGAGCUACUGGAUGAGCCAGAAGAGAUUGCACGAAGACGUAUAUCAAAAGUGGAUAGACCAUGUAUACACGCAGCGACCAGCUACAACGAGAGAUUUGUGUGGAUUUGCCACGGGGACAAGUUCAGCAGCCACAUCACAGAAGUGCAGGUUGCAGAGAACCGUAUGAUUCAACUGGAUAUGCAUUUGGACACCCGUGUCACCUGCGCUGCGGCACUACAUGAGAACACUCUCCUCGUCGGCACCAUGUCCGGCAAGUUGUGUGCUUAUUCAAUCGAAUUCAAGUGA
Molecule: messenger RNA, 2974 nt
Organism: Dicrocoelium dendriticum
Lineage: Eukaryota; Metazoa; Platyhelminthes; Trematoda; Plagiorchiida; Dicrocoeliidae
Source: the annotation of a GenBank genome assembly